AUGGGGACAGGAGGACAAAGACGAGGAACACAGUCCUGGUGGGUAGCCCUCAGUUUCUCUGUGAUGCUCUGCUGCGUGGAGCGGGUUUCUGCUCAGAUAAAAUAUACAAUUCCAGAGGAAGUAAAACUUGAAUCUGUUGUUGGAAAUGUGGCCAAGGACCUGGGCUUGGACAUCAGCUCGCUGGAGGAACGACGAUUUCGCAUUGUAUCUGGGACUGAGGAUGGUCAGUUUAAAGUAAACGCGAACAAUGGGGUGUUGUAUGUUAAUAAGAAUGUCGACCGAGAACAGCUGUGCGAUAGAAGUGGUGCCUGUUUAAUAGAUCUGAAAAUCGUUGUUGAAAAUCCACUUGAGGUCCACUAUGUCACUGUGGAAAUAGUGGAUGCUAACGACCAUAUGCCAAAUUUUGCAGAGAAGAAAAAAGUAAUAGAAAUAGCAGAAACGACAUCGCCAGGAGCACGAUUUCAGCUACCAGGCGCCCGUGAUCCAGAUGUUGGAAUAAAUUCCGUCCAGCGCUACAAACUCAGUCAGAACGAUCAUUUUCAUCUUGAAAUUAGAGAUAGAGGGGAGGAUAAAAUCCCCUUUCUUGUGUUGCAGAGGCACUUGGACAGAGAGCAGAAAACAAAUCAUAGCUUGAUUUUAACCGCUUUAGAUGGGGGGACACCUGCAAGAUCAGCAAACCUAAGUCUGAUCAUUAAGGUUCUUGAUAACAAUGACAACAGGCCUAUUUUUUCACAGGAGGUUUAUUCUGCUACACUUCAAGAAAACGCCGCAUUAGAUACGGUUAUAAUAAAAGUCCAAGCAACCGACCUGGACGAGGGAAUUAAUGGGGAUGUGGAAUAUUCCUUCGGGGGUGAUAUUAAUUCCAACGUGUUAAAACUGUUCAGUCUGGAUAGGCAUAAUGGAGAAAUUACAGUAAAGGGACAGAUUGACUAUGAGACGGCUGAUGUGUACAAGCUGGACGUUCAAGCCUCCGACAAAGGUCAGCCGCCGAUGACAACUGAUUGUAGAGUCAUAAUCAAGAUCCAAGAUGUCAACGACAACAAACCAGAAAUAGAAGUGACAUCAAUAUCCAGCAUGGUCCCAGAGGAUUCAAAACACGGGACUGUGAUUGCACUUAUUAGUGUUGAAGACGGAGAUUCGGGGUUGAAUGGCAAAGUUGUGUGCCGUCUGACAGAAAAUGUACCAUUCGAACUAAAACCAUCAUUUAAAGAAAAUAUGUAUUCAUUAGUGACAAAAGAAACACUAGACAGAGAAGCUGUGUCACAUUAUGACGUUUCAAUAACCGCGACCGACUGCGGGGAGCCUCCCCUGUCCACGUUCAAAACUUUGAGCAUUCAGGUUUCAGACGUGAAUGAUAACCUCCCAGAGUUCCCGCGAGGUCCACUAGAAUUAUAUUUGAGGGAAAACAAUGCUCCUGGCGCAUCUAUAUAUUCAGUGAGCGCCUCCGAUAAAGACUUAAACGACAAUGCCGCAGUGACCUACAGUAUAGUCAGAGGGGAAGGGGGCCAUAAUGACAUGGCAUCUUUUCUGAAUAUACAUUCAGACAACGGACACAUCACAGCACUGAAAAGUUUCGACUUUGAAACGCUGAAAACUUUCCAGUUCCAAGAAGAGAGGCUUUGGCUCAGAUACGAUACUCUGUUCCAGAGGAGGUACAAGAGGGAACUGUUGUUGGAAAUGUUGCUAAGGAUCUCGGCCUGGACAUCGCUUCCUUGA
Stegastes partitus (bicolor damselfish) is the source of this 1716-nucleotide messenger RNA. RefSeq names its product protocadherin alpha-8-like. The record is from RefSeq and is a predicted model, not a curated record. Lineage: Eukaryota; Metazoa; Chordata; Actinopteri; Pomacentridae. Gene Ontology annotation, molecular function: calcium ion binding. The transcript is spliced from 3 exons. Bases 1 to 1716 code for a protein of 571 amino acids. Gene Ontology annotation, cellular component: plasma membrane. Gene Ontology annotation, biological process: homophilic cell-cell adhesion.